UCUUCCGUUUAAAUAGAUAAAAGCACUUUCCCCACAUGCAACAAUAAUUGAAGUUCUCAUCCUAAUUUAUCAGAAGGCAAUAAAAAUUAAUACCAUUUUAGUCAUUCAGAGAGGUAUCCAUUUUUCUCUUGAUUACUUGCUAGCUAUCUUUUGUGUUUUGCACCUUUUCUUCAUCCAGUCAUAUUUGUGUUCUUUAAUGUUCUUUUUCUCAUAGUAUAUUUGUUGCAGUGAUCAGUUGCUUCUUCCCAACUCUCUACCAUUGAAAGCUUGCAGGUCAUAAUCGCAAAGGCAAACGUGAAUAUAGUAGAUAUGGCUCAUGCAAGUGUGGCUUUUCUUAAGUGAACAAUAGAAUCGCUCUUGAAAUCCAAUUCGACGAUGCAAUCUCUAAUUGUGAAUAAUGAAGAAUUUUGCACUCUUCAUGAAAAAGUUAUGUCCCUGGAAGCAUUUCUCAAGAACUUUGAGAAAAACAAUGUUUCUGGGGGAAAUGACGGAUUUUGAAGUAGAGUAAAAGAAGUUGCAAAUGUUAUUGAACAAACAAUUCAACUAGGAGUAACUGAAGUUGUAUUGGCAAAUGAUGAAAAUCUGAGAGAAAAGUCACAAGAGAGGCUUUUUGAUAGCCUGCAACAAGUAGCAGAGGACGUUGAUCAUAUCUGGAAAGAGUUCAAAAAGAUUCAAGAUAAAGGCAAACAUGCAUCAAAGGAAUCAAUGGUUCAAUAGUUUCCAAGCUCGUCAAAAGAUAAUAUUGAGAACAAUAUGGUUGGACGUGAUGAUCAAAGGGAACGGUUGGUAGAGCAUCUGACUACAGGCUACUCUGGUGAACCCAAAGUCAUCCCGAUUGUCGGGAUGGGAGGCAUAGGUAAGACAACCUUAGCGAACGAAGUUUACAGCGAUACAUGCAUUCGUUCUCAUUUUGAUGUUUGUGCCUGGGCUACUAUUUCUCAACAACACAAUGUAAAGGAAAUCUUGUUGAGCCUUCUGCGUUCUACAAAGGUUGACAAAGUUUUCUCGGAAAGUGAGGCAGAGCUGGCAAACAUGCUACAAAAGAGUUUAAAGGGUAAGAGAUAUUUAAUUGUAUUGGAUGACAUCUGGAAAACUGAAGCAUGGGAUGCCGUGAGACAAUGUUUUCCUCGUGAAAACAAGGGGAGUGGAAUAUUGUUGACGACCCCUAACACUGAAGUAGCGCGCUAUGCUGGUACAAAGAAUUCAUUGCCGAUGAGGUUCAUGGAUCAAGAUGAGAGUUUGAACCUUUUCAGAAGUGUAGCAUUUUCAAGUGAAGAAUUACCAUCUGAAUUGGAGACUAUUGGGAAGCAAAUCGUAGAUGAAUGUCACGGGUUACCACUAACUAUUGUCAUGGUUGCUGGACUUCUCAAAUCAAAAAGGGCAAUAGAAGAUUGGGAAAGUGUUUCUAAAGAUGUCAAGUCAUUCGUCACGAAUGAUCCUGAUGAACGAUGUUCACGUGUGCUUGGGUUGAGUUACGAUCACUUGACAAGCGAUCUAAAGGCAUGUCUUCUGCAUUUCGGAAUUUUUUGAAAAGACAG
This is a messenger RNA of Capsicum annuum, 1538 nucleotides long. Its product is annotated as putative late blight resistance protein homolog R1A-10. The record is from RefSeq and is a predicted model, not a curated record. Gene Ontology annotation, molecular function: ADP binding. The transcript has 2 exons. NCBI's taxonomy places the organism in Eukaryota, Viridiplantae, Streptophyta, Magnoliopsida, Solanales, Solanaceae. Bases 754 to 1530 code for a protein of 258 amino acids. Gene Ontology annotation, biological process: defense response to other organism.